AUGCAGCCGACACCGAACAAGCUGAACCUGAGCUUCGCCAGAAACGCUUACAGCGUCUUCGGCAGCCGCAACGCAGCUGCCGUGAACGAACAUCAGCGCGAGCAAAAGACGGAACUGCUGGAGGACAACAAGGCCAACGGCCUCCUGCGCAUGAAGAAUGGCGUGGACUACAUCAAUCCUGGUGAGGAAGACCAGAUGGAAAUUUACGGCUACAAGAAAAAUCGCGCGCGCGCCAUCAUCACCUGGUUCUUCAUCGUCAUCACCGGAGGUUUCCUCAGGUUGGUCUUCCACUGGGUGCCGCAUGUCAUGCUUAUGGCCACGCACUCCAGCUGUUCGCUGGAGGAAGCGGAAACCGUCCUGUUGAUCGAGAGGUUCCAAGGGAAGCACACGAGUUACUACGUGAGGAAGCUGAAAGUCUUAACCGCUCGGGAAGUCGUGUUAGUAACUUUCUCUUCCGGGCGCAACGUCUCCGCGUGGUCGAUACUAACGGCCACCUCGUGGUUUCUUUGCAGCAACAAACCCUUCGACGGGGAAUCUCUGAUCGACAAUGAACCGUGGGUGGAGACUCCGGUUACGGUCAAGGAGGAUGACGGCCCGAUGUUGUCUGUGCAUCUCUGCGGCGGCCAAUUCAAACAGGUGCCGUCCAUCGUCCUUUUCAACUGCAAGAAGCUGACCUACGUCUGGGAGCCGGAGAGAGCGGAAUUCCUGAAACUGCGCGGCCUCGACGUCGACGUCUUGACGUCCUCCCUGCACCAAAUGCAGGGUCUCAGCGCUCAGGAACAAUACAUGAGGCGCUGUGUUUACGGCAACAACGAGAUCGUCAUUCCCGUGAAGGGCGUGUUAACGCUGAUCUGCCUCGAAGUGCUCACCGCGUUCUACGUCUUCCAAUUGUUCAGCUUCUGCCUGUGGAUCGCGGACGACUAUUAUUACUAUGCCGUGGUCAUCCUCCUAAUGUCGAGCGCCAGCGUCAUAAUGGCAGUCUUCCAGACACGACGCAACCAGCUGAAUCUGCGAUCGACGGUGUACUCGUCCGACGUCGCCACGGUUAUGAGGGAUCGAAUAACCGGUCAGACCGAGACGGUGCCCGCUGAGCGUUUGGUGCCCGGCGACAUCUUGGUCAUCCCGUCCCAUGGCUGCCUGAUGCCCUGCGACGCUGUGCUGUUGACUGGCAACUGCAUUCUCAACGAAUCCAUGUUGACCGGCGAGUCAGUACCCGUCACGAAGACGCCAAUUCCUUCCUCCAACGACAUAAUAUACAACGCCAAAGAACACGCCAGACACACGCUUUUCUGCGGCACCAGGCUCAUUCAGACAAGAUAUUACGGGAGUGAGAAAGUGUUAGCGGUGGUCCUAAGAACCGGCUUCAACACCAGCAAGGGCGGCCUGGUGAGGUCCAUCAUGUAUCCCCCGCCUGUUGAUUUUAAGUUCGAACAGGAUUCCUAUAAGUUCGUCAUGAUGCUAGGGUGCAUAGCCUGCAUAGGAGUCAUCUUUACCAUCGUGACCAAAGUGAUGAGGAAAAUACCCCCCAGUCAUAUCACUUUGGAAGCUUUGGAUCUCAUUACUAUCGUGGUGCCACCGGCAUUGCCAGCGGCUAUGACUAUCGGACGUCUCGUGGCGCAACGCAGGUUAGAGAAGAAGAAGAUAUACUGCACGAGUCCCAGGACGAUUAACGUCUCGGGUUCCAUCGAUUGCAUUUGCUUCGACAAGACCGGAACGCUGACCGAGGAUGGUUUGGACAUGUGGGGCGUGGUGACGGUUUCGGACAGGAAGUUCCAGUUGCCGGUCAAGGAUAUUACUAGUCUGCCAUUAUCGGAGGCUCUCAUCGGGAUGGUUACGUGCCAUGGAAUAACUAUAAUCGAUAACCAGCUGGCGGGAGAUCCCCUUGAUCUAAAGAUGUUCGAGUCUACCGGUUGGACGUUGGAAGAGCCCGAUGUGUCCGACACGUCCAAGUUCUCCAUGCUAUUCCCGACCAUCGUCAGACCGGCGAAGGACUCCAAGUUGUUGAAGAAGCUACCGAACGAUUUGUGCGACACGCUCAGCCGACAGAACUCCAUGUCUUCCGACGUGGUCGACGGUAUAUCCCUGAGCAACCUCGACGCCGCGUUCGUCGGCUCCGCGACCGAGCUGACCGAUCAGGGCUUGGAGGUGGGAAUUGUACGGCAGUUUCCUUUCACGUCAACUCUCCAGAGAAUGAGCGUGAUCACCAGGACAUUGGGAGCGAAUCACUACGAUCUCUAUUGCAAGGGCAGCCCGGAAAUGAUCCUUAGUCUCUCCAAAGCAGAAUCCAUUCCUCCGGACUUUGCGGCUGUUUUGCAAGAGUACACAUCCGAGGGUUAUCGAGUGAUCGCUCUCGCUCAUAAAUCCCUGAACCGUCUUCCAUAUGCCAAGGUGCAGCGCAUGAAUCGCGAGGCUGCCGAGAUCGAUUUGACGUUCCUGGGAUUCGUGGUAAUGGAGAACCGACUGAAGCCAGAGACCUCGCCAGUAAUAGCGGCGUUGAAUGCCGCUUGUAUCAAGACGGUAAUGGUAACGGGGGAUAACAUGCUAACCGCCCUCUCGGUAGCUAGAGAUUGCAACAUGGUGAAGCCCGGCACACCGGUGAUCGUAGUCUCGACGAACCAGCACAAUCAACUGAAACCGCAGAUCUACUUCACGAAAAGCGACAGUCAACCGUCGCCUACCUCGCCGAACGGCCAACCCGAUCUCAGCGAAAUGACUGAUCUGAACAGCGUGGUCAGUUUGGAAACGGUCGAGAGCGGCUCCUUCGCUAAUACCAAGCUGGAGAACGAUAUCGAUUACCUGUCGAACGACGUACAAUAUUCCAAGAACAAGUACGUGUUCGCGUUGACGGGGAAAACGUGGGCCACCGUGAAGAAUCAUUAUCCCGAAAUGAUACCCAAAUUGGUCACUCGCGGCGCGAUUUUCGCGAGAAUGUCUCCCGAUCAGAAGCAACAGUUGGUUCAGGAACUGCAGGCCUUAGGGUACUAUGUCGCCAUGGUGGGAGACGGCGCUAACGAUUGCGGUGCACUGAAAGCGGCGCACACCGGGAUCUCUUUGUCCGACACGGAGUCUUCAGUCGCGUCGCCGUUCACCAGUCGUGAGACCAACAUCUCUUGCGUGCUAACGGUGAUUCGUGAGGGUCGGGCCGCGCUGGUCACGUCCUUCGGCAUCUUCAAGUACAUGGCCGGUUACUCGCUCAUACAGUUCAUCUCGGUGAUGAACCUCUACAGCAUCGACUCCAACCUGACGGAUGUCCAAUUUCUGUACAUCGAUCUUUUCAUCAUCUCCAUAUUCGCUUUCUUCUUCGGCCGUACCGAGGCGUACGAGGGCCCUCUGGUGAAAACGCCGCCGCUCAACAGUCUCAUCAGCACGUCGCCGAUAUUCAGCUUGAUCACGCACACCGUGAUAGUCGGCAUCUUCCAGUACGUGGGCUUGUGGCACGUGCGGCAGAUGCCGUGGUUCACGCCGUUCAACGCGACCGCACUGGAAGAUAAGGACGACGUCGGCUGCUGGGAGAAUUACACCAUCUUCAUCAUCAGUUCCAUGCAGUACAUCAUCUUGGCGGUGGUGUUUUCGAAGGGACCGCCCUACAGGAAGUCCCUCUUCACCAACUACGGUCUGCUCACCUCAUUUGUGUUCUUGAGUCUUUUCUCCAUCUACCUCGCCGUGUGUCCCUUCGAGUGGCUGGCCAACUGGUUCGAGCUCGUGAUGCCGGACGACCUCGUCUUCCGCUUCCUCAUGGUCGGCUACGGUUUGGCGAACCUCAUGGUCGCGCUGUUGGUCGAGCAUUUCCUCGUGGAAUACCUGGUCUCCGGCAAACUGCGUUACCGUUGGCACGACGUCGACAAAUCCCGGCGGAAGUUCCUGGCGAUCGAGCGCGACAUGGCGAACGACCUCAAGUGGCCGCCGAUCUCGCAGGAACCGUUGCCGGAGGUCACGCCCAACGUUCCGAUCCGGCAGAACGUCACCGAGAUCAAGAUCGAGAAGAGGAUCGCCGAGCCUUGCCACCCGGCCGACACCAGCUUCAUGAACAGCUCGCCGGUCUGCGCCGGCUUCAAGCAUUUCGGCUCCGCUCGCGAGGUCACCCUCAAUCCCAAGUCCCUCUUCGACCAUUGCCGGAAUACGGUAUCGAUGCAGACCGUACCUUGCUUCGAGGACUCGUUGCCGAAGCAGUCGGGCGCUGAACCCGCGUCGAAGCGACGGCACAACUCGGAAUCGGAGAACGGCAUCAAUCGUUAUGAGAAACCCUACAUGAACCACAACACCAAUCCCAUCGCCACGCUACCCCGGAACCCGAACGCGACUCUCCAGCCGCAGAAACUGCAGAGGGACUUCAAGGAUGUCCUGGUGCACAAGAGCGACAACCGAGUGUCGUCUGGAAACACACACAGCGUGCUCGAAUUGGACAUUCUGCCGUCCUGAGGGUCGCAGCGCUCGAAAGACCGAUCAAACGGUAACUGAACGCAACCCGUGAGACCUUAUGAUUUCGGAGUAUUAUUAGAUUACUCGCAACCUCUCGUCAUUUCGGAUCGGCGCGAGACCGACGUCGCGAAAAACCCGAUCAAUCGCGCGACGUCGCACGCUAGACGCUGCAAUCUCGAUUCCCUCAUCCCCCUUCCAUUCGCUAUUUGUGAUAUAUCCAGGACAUGUAUUUCAUAUCGGUCGUCGACGUAUUAGUUUUACGCAAAGAGUCAGCGAGCUCGAGCUACGUCACCGAUCAGACGUAUCCGAGUCGAUGCAUUUAGCCUGUCCACCGCUCGGUGGCUAACUUCAAGUCAGGGUUAAGAAGUAACGCGUUGCUCUUUGUUAUCGUUACUAGGUGAUUUUCGACCAAGUAACGUCUUAAGAAUGGCAUGCGUGUUUCUUCAACGGUGGCGACGACGCAAGUGAGUUUUGCUUGAGCAAAACGGGAGCGAUCGUUACUUUUAUCGCUACUGUGCAACACGGAGUACUUUCUGAUGAACGGCAGCGGUAACGAGUUACUUUUAAGAAGUAACUUUCCCGAUCGUAUUGCGAGUUAUAUAAAUGAUGUAAAUGAUAAGAAUGAGCCGGAUGUAGGAGUAAAUUAAAGAUAACGUGUAGAGUAGCUCACGUCGCUCAGUUACGCUUAGAGAGAAUUAAUAUUUCGUAACUUAGACGUUGAUUCAAUUUCUCAGCCAGCGAGCCGUUCUAGCUUCGGCUUAUUUUUUAAUCACUGAUUCAAGCCGGGGUCCCUUUUGACCCGGCCCUCCUUCGCCCUUCCUCUUCUGCCCUCGUUAGUAUUCGAAAGCGAUAUAUGCUCGAGAGAAAGUAUUAUUGUUAUUUAUCUGUUAAGCGACUAUUUUACACGAUCUAUAGUUCGCGACAAGGAUUCUCCUCGCGCUGUGCAAUACGGGAUAACCUCUUCAGAUAUUCGCUCACAGAGAAUUCUAUCGUGAAUUACGGGUCGUCCGAAAUGGAUCUUAGACAAAAGAGCGUAACAGUUGUACAUGAGCUCCGUGUUAGGGAGAAUCUUCCGGAUGCAGCGCGAAUUGUAUCUCAACAAUACACGUAAAUGUAUUUAUUCUUACGUAAAUACGUUGUCACAUGAGGCUAGAGCGGAACGAGAGCUAAUGUCCUUUAUCACUGCGGUUACGGAACGAAUACUUAAAGAAGCUCGCGUCCUCGACGACGCAUACCCCUCGGUUUCAGCAUUCAAAUCACACACGGGGAAAAGGAUUGGUCGAAUUAAGGUGACAAUGAACACAUCGAAUGCGUUUUGAUCGAAGGAAACGGAAUUUCUCGCCCUGAGAAUUGAAUUUAGUUCAUGGAAAAUUAGAAAUCCCGUCUCCUUCAAUCCUUCUCCAUGCGCGUAUAGUUAGAGCGAAUUUAAAAUUAAUUUCUCUCCUCCUCCUUUUCUCAUUCCUUUUCUCUCCUCAGGCGCUAUUCGCUCUUUAUUUACCCGUGCAUUUUUUUACCCUCGAGUUUUAUUCGAGUUUCAUUCGAGCGAUAUCAAUAACUUAAAACACGUGCCUGUAUACGUUGCAUUUUAUACAACAACGAUUUCAAUUGUAAUAAUUGCAAAUAACACGUCACACGAUAGCAAUUGGUUCGUCGUUCGCGCUAUCAUUUUAUCUUGAGGAUCAUUCCACAGUGGAAAAUCAGAUCACUGAACUAGAAGCGAUGUGACGAUGCGGAGAAAUUGAUGGCUGCUGAGGGGGAGGGAAAUGUGUAUUACGUAUUGUAUUUAAUAAUGUAAUUAUACCCUGAGUAAUCUUCGCAAUGUUAAGAUAAGAUAAGCGAGAUACGUAUUGUUAAAAAGUAACUAUCGAGAUGAAUGUGUACUUACAGAAUGCAUGCAACGCAAAUAGAUACUUAAUCGCGUCGAUCUAUUCGCGAUGCUAUAUAGCUUGUGUUGAAAAGUAGCGGUUGUCAAA
Dinoponera quadriceps is the source of this 6392-nucleotide messenger RNA. RefSeq names its product probable cation-transporting ATPase 13A3 (gene anne). Gene Ontology annotation, cellular component: membrane. Gene Ontology annotation, biological process: polyamine transmembrane transport; intracellular calcium ion homeostasis. The transcript has 10 exons. The record is from RefSeq and is a predicted model, not a curated record. Gene Ontology annotation, molecular function: P-type ion transporter activity; ATP binding; polyamine transmembrane transporter activity. NCBI's taxonomy places the organism in Eukaryota, Metazoa, Arthropoda, Insecta, Hymenoptera, Formicidae. Bases 1 to 4419 code for a protein of 1472 amino acids.